GUUUCAUUUUUAGCUUUUGGAUAAAGCAAAGCAUACGCGGAAGGUGCCUGAACAAAAUGCUGGCUUUUCUCUUGAUUGUUUCUUUUCAUGAAGUCAUCCUUGGCGCAGACGAACAUGCAUUCCAGCAGUUCAUUGAGUGUGCGUUUAACAGCCAAGGGCAAGUAGACCGCUCAUGGAGAUAUGGGUAUGAUGGCAAAGACGUCAUGCAUGUGGAUUUGGCGACUGAAACUGUGGUCGGGACCAGUGAACCUGGCAAACGUUUAGCAGAAGAACGAAAAAGCACAGAGUACAUUAGGAGGAAAGAAGAAAAACUAAAGAUUGUGUGCUCUGCUGUGAAAACGGUCUUCCUAAAGUCUAACAAUACACUGUCCAGGGCAGCAAAACCAACAGUGCUUUUAUUGUCUAAUGGAGGUCAGGGUCAGGAAUAUCUCAAGUGUGUUGUGCGUGGCUUCUAUCCAAAUGUCAUCCGAGUGCGUUGGACCCAAAAGGGAAAGCCAAUCUUUUUCGGUGUGUCGACUACUGGAACACUUCCUCACACUGACGGCACGUUUCAGAUGACCUCCUAUCUCAGCCUCGGUAAUAUGACAGCCCAUGGUGUUACCUGUGAGAUUGAACACUUGAGCAUUGAUGGGAAACUGAGGAAAAACUAUGGGGAUAAUCCAUGGAUUCUGUCACAAAUCACAGUGGCAGUGGUUGCUUUUAUUCUUGGAUUUGUGUGCACAAUUGCGGUAAUAUUUGUUUGGAAAAGGCACCAAACAACAAAAUCACAUGAUGAUGAGACAAAUGGCGCAAGUGACGAAUCAGAAGCAUCUUUAUCUUUGAAUGUAAUGAAUAUUUCUCAGGAAACAUAAACAAUUCUUCUUUUUCUUCUGAUUAUGGGCACAAACAGACUUUAUUUUUAUAGAUGUGUAUUAAGAUACACCUGAUUUGUUUCUCAGUGAGCAAUAAAAUACUAUUGUGAUGCCUG
Molecule: messenger RNA, 967 nt
Organism: Danio rerio (zebrafish)
Lineage: Eukaryota; Metazoa; Chordata; Actinopteri; Cypriniformes; Danionidae
Product: zmp:0000001006
Source: RefSeq, marked validated